AUUGGAAAAAGGCGAUUGUUGAGACCAGGACUCUUGGAAUAAGAGUGGACCAUGAUUGAUUUGCCUCAUUUUCUGCAUUUGGUAAUAAAUUUCCUGCAAAUUUUUUUUCCAUAUAUAAAUCCAACAACCCUAAAUUUCACUUUUUGGGAAGAAAAUUACUCCAUGUGAUAUGAUUUGAUUUUUGUAUUUUUUUUCGUUUUGUUUUUUUUUUCAGUUUCAUUUGUCUAUUAAAUAAGAAGUUUUAUAAUCCUUUCCACCUUAUUCUCUCCAACUUCUUCAUCGUCAUCAUCAAAUCAAACAUAUAAAAUGGUAGGCAGAAUGCACUUCUGAAUUUCAUUGAUGGGUGUGGAAUAACAUCCGUGAAACCAUGCCAUAUUCAUUUCCUUAAAUUCAUCCUUUCUUACUAAAUCUGUCGGUUUUUCUGUGUGUUCUUCGAACCCAACAAACCAGAAAUCUUCACAUGCAGCCACUGAAAGAAUACUUGAUGAUUUCAAUAAAGUCCCUGUUUUAAAAGCCCUGUUUUUGUGAGAGCAAAAUACACUGAAAAGGGCGUUUUUUCUCAUCCUGUUUUUCCCCUUUUGGAGGGGGGACAGAGCAUAUUGGUUGUCUUCUUCUUUGAUUUUUUGGACUGAGUUUAGUCCUAACAGAAGACAAAAAAAGGGAGAAAACCAUGAAGAAUGAUGAACAAGCUCGGUCUCUUUUUGGGAUUUCUCUGAAUGAACUGCCUGUUUGGAAGCAAUUUAUACUUUGCUCUUCUGGGUUCUUCUUCGGUUAUCUCGUCAACGGUAUUUGUGAGGUAAUCCUGAUGCAUUCUUCCUCAAUUUCUUCAUUGUUCUCCGUUAUUGAAUUCUGGGGGGUUUUUUUCCGGUGACGGUAAAAGCUUCCAAAGGGUUGAACUUUGGCGGCGUUUCAAACAUUAUUAGUACUCUGUUUGCCGUCGGAAAUGGUAAAAGGGGAAAACGCGUUGUUGUUGAAUGUUUAAUUCAUUGAUUAAUAAGGUCAAAUAAUUGCGAUUGAUUCCUUUAAAGAAAAAGAUAACUCUCCUGGGUUUGAAAUUUGAGUUUGUUAUAAUGUAGUUGAUGGUGUGUGCGGAGAAUUUGCUGAUCAUCGUCAUCCUAAUUAUCACCUAAUAAAACAAAGAAACAAAGAAAUUCAUUUCUUCUUUUUCUUUUUCUAUUUUCCCUUUCUUUUUUUUUAAAGUUGAGUUUUGAAUUGCAAAUUUCUCGUGCUGAUGUCGUAAUGUGAUGAUCAAACUUCUUUUCCGCAAUUAUUUCCCAGAAUUCGGGUUGGGAGUAUCCCAGAAUUUGUUAUGUAACAGUUACUUAUAUUGAUAAAAACAAUUUGGAUUCCUUGAAGUUAUCUGUCUUUAUCUUUUGGUGGGGUUUGGUGGGGUUAAGCUGGGAUUCUCAAAUUGCAAGGAAUGGAUCGGUGGCUUUACUGGCUGAUACGUUUCUCUUAUUGUCAACAAUGGGCAUCUUCAAUACACUUCUUUUUUGUUGUGUUGUUGAUUAUAAUUUCGCAAAUCUGUUGAUUAUUCAAACCACAAACUAUUUUUAGCAAAUGUGAAGACUGAACAUUAGCUGACUUUUUAGACUCACCCAAAAUUUUUCGCGUUCAGGAAUACGUGUACAACAGGCUGCAAUUCAGGUCAGUUUUCACAAUGGCACUUGUUUUUUCACUGAAUAAUUGAACCAUUUUGGUCUUAGUUGUUGAUAUUGGUGGUUCAUGCCAAUUCUGACUGCAAUUUUUCAUCCUGAAGCUAUGGCUGGUACUUCACAUUUGUUCAAGGAUGGGUGUAUAUUGUCCUGAUUUACUUGCAAGGUUUCACUCCUAAGCAAAUGGUUAAUCCCUGGAAAACUUAUGUAAAGCUCUCUGCUGUGCUUAUGGGAUCACAUGGACUUACCAAGGGGUCGCUGGCUUAUCUGAACUAUCCAGCCCAGCUCAUGUUUAAGUCAACCAAGGUUCUUCCAGUGAUGAUAAUGGGCGCCUUUAUUCCCGGAUUAAGGCGGAAAUAUCCUCCCCAUGAAUAUGUAUCUGCAAUCCUCUUAGUAAUUGGUUUAAUCCUUUUCACUUUGGCAGAUGCACAUAGUUCACCAAACUUUAGUGUGAUUGGUGUUGUAAUGGUUUCUGGUGCUUUGAUUAUGGACUCCUUUUUGGGGAACUUACAAGAAGCUAUCUUCACGGUCAAUCCAGAAACAACUCAGAUGGAGAUGCUGUUUUGCUCAACUGUUGUUGGAUUGCCAUUCUUGAUUCCACCAAUGAUUUUGACUGGAGAGUUGUUUAAAGCCUGGACUUCUUGCUCUCAGCAUCCAUAUGUAUACGGAGUUUUGGUCUUUGAGGCAAUGGCUACAUUCGUCGGACAAGUCUCCGUCCUUUCACUGAUUGCACUGUUUGGUGCUGCCACCACAGCUAUGAUAACUACAGCUCGAAAAGCAGUAACAUUACUGCUAUCCUACUUGAUUUUCACAAAGCCAUUGACUGAGCAACAUGGAACCGGACUAAUAUUGAUAGCAAUGGGGAUCAUUUUGAAGAUGUUGCCGGAAAACAAACAGCCUCCUAGACGGUCUGCGGCGAAGCCCUCAAUCAAUGAGGGUAAGAUCAGUUCCCAAAUGGAGAUUGAGAAAGAGGAGAAGAGGCCUUUGGUCUGAUGAGAAAGAAAAUAGGAUGUGUAGUAUAUUGUGUAAUCUAUUACUGAAUCUAAAUUGAAAGUAUGUGUAGCAUUAAUUACCAAGUCAUAUAGAGCAUACAAAUUGCAAUACCAACGAAAUAUAGAACUUGAAAAUGUUCGUCAAAAUCCUGGACUGAGGUAUGGUACCUAUCGCAAUCUCAUUGAUGGAAUUAGUAGUACUACUCUCUCCGUUCCGUCUUAUAAUUAUUGUCCUGUUUGAGUUUUCAUUUUCAGUUUAAAUUAUACUAGAAGUGAGAUCUGAAACUGGACAAUAAUUUUCGGAUAGAGUAGUAUUAUUUAUGAGCUCAAGAGUCAGAAAUAUGAACUUAUGUGGCUAUUCAUUCUAAAACAACUGAAUUGUCACAUUGAAUACCAUUUCUGUGCAAGAAUCACCCAUACAGUCAUACAUCAGCUUUAGUUAUUUCACGUAUGGCAACAUAUUUGGUUAAGGCUCUCACUUAUGACAUUGUCAUUUGAAUUCAAUUGGGUGUAGAUUACUAGAGACGAAGAGAUCAAAAGAAUAAGUAUUAAAAUCCAAAAAGAGUAAGGUAAGAACGUAAAUUAGUACUCCUUCCGUU
Molecule: messenger RNA, 3246 nt
Organism: Oldenlandia corymbosa var. corymbosa
Lineage: Eukaryota; Viridiplantae; Streptophyta; Magnoliopsida; Gentianales; Rubiaceae
Source: the annotation of a GenBank genome assembly